Penicilliopsis zonata CBS 506.65 is the source of this 1272-nucleotide messenger RNA. RefSeq lists its product as hypothetical. The transcript is spliced from 2 exons. The record is from RefSeq and is a predicted model, not a curated record. NCBI's taxonomy places the organism in Eukaryota, Fungi, Ascomycota, Eurotiomycetes, Eurotiales, Aspergillaceae. Gene Ontology annotation, molecular function: RNA endonuclease activity. Gene Ontology annotation, biological process: ribosomal small subunit biogenesis; maturation of SSU-rRNA. Gene Ontology annotation, cellular component: preribosome, small subunit precursor. The coding region runs from base 1 to 1272 and encodes 423 amino acids.
AUGGCGGACGCCAAGUCGCCCCCGAAACCGGUGCACACUAUCGUGCUCGAUGCUGGUCCUAUCUUGAAAAAUACCCCGCCGCUGUCUACUCUUCUCGCACAAUGUGAGGAGCUCGUGACCACGCCGUCAGUUGUCAAUGAAAUUCGGGAUCCCGAUGCCCGCAUGCGAGUCCAGACACUAUAUCUUCCUUUCCUCAAGCAGCGGAGCCCGAAUCCCAAGAGCAUCAGCGUUCUGAGCGAAUUCGCCAGGAAGACAGGAGACCGGGCGGUGCUGAGCAAGACCGAUAUCGAAGUUCUGGCACUGGCCUACGAGUUGGAAUGUGAGAGGAACGGCGGCGAUUGGAGGCUUAGGAGUGUUCCGGGGCAAAAGCAAGUCAACGGGAAACCACCUGUCAAGGAGGAGGAGAGCAAAGCGGAACAAAAGGACAACGAGGAGAUAACACCUGCUUCAACGGAGCAGCACGAGGAUAGUGCCGAUGUGGAUGCAGUUGCUGAGGACUUGAAGUCAACUACUCUCGAGCCUACCGAAGAGAUCGCUGCUUCUGAGGAGACUGCUGAACCAGAAGCAACCGAAGAACCCACAGAAUCCACAGAAGAUGUGGAUGUGCAAGAAGAAGAUGACCCAGAAUCGGAUGGUGGCGAGUGGAUUACGCCGUCGAACUUGAAGAAGAUGCAGAUUCGUGAUGAGACGCAGGAUGCCUCGUCCACCCCAGAGCCGAAGGUGAUGCAGGUCGCGACGAUGACCACUGACUUUGCGUGCCAAAACGUCCUACUUCAAAUGAACCUCAACUUGCUUUCCACAGCGACGUUGCAACGGAUUCGUCACCUGAAGUCCUUCAUCAAGCGGUGCCAUGGCUGUUUCUUUACCACCAGGGAAAUGAACAAGCAAUUCUGCCCACGCUGUGGAAAGGAUACCCUUACUCGUGUCUCGUGCACCACGGAUGCGAACGGACAAUUCAAGAUGCACCUGAAGAAGAACAUGCAAUGGAACAACAGGGGAAACCGAUUCAGCGUCCCCAAGCCUACCCACGGCAGCUCAAAUGGGAAGUGGCAGGGGGGCGGUGGUCAGGGUGGAUGGGGAAAUGGACUCAUGCUCGCUGAAGACCAGAAGGAGUACGUCCGAGCCGUCACCGAGGAGCAGAGGCGACUUCGGAGAGAGCGCGACCUUAUGGACGAAGACUACCUCCCUGGCAUUUUGACCGGAGAGAGGAACAGACAGGGCGGGAGGAUCAAGGUCGGAGCUGGCAGGAACGUCAACUCGAGGAGGCGGUAA